Molecule: messenger RNA, 1368 nt
Organism: Paramecium pentaurelia
Lineage: Eukaryota; Ciliophora; Oligohymenophorea; Peniculida; Parameciidae
Source: the annotation of a GenBank genome assembly
AUGGUUUAUUCAAUUGGUUAAGCCAAAAGAUCAGAUCCUGCUCUCAAAACAUUUGCUCCUGCUCCCAAUGCGUAUCUUCCAAAAUUAGUAUCCAAAUUGUAAUCUCCAUAAUGGACGUAAACCAAACUUAUUAGAGUAGUAUUGGAGGAGCAGCUUAAAGGGCAGGUAGAUCAACAUCAAUCGGACCAGGACCUGGAAAAUAUGGAUAUCAAUCUAAAAUGAUAGAAGGACCUAAAUACACUAUAAGUGGAAAACAUUAAGUGAAAUAAGUUUCAUAAUCUCCAGGACCAGGAAACUAUAAUGAUGAAAGUUUCAGUUCUGUUUACAAAAAAUAACCUAUGUAUACUUUGGGUCUAAAGCAUCAUACAUCAUAAAAGGAUAUCAUUCCUGGUCCUGGACAAUAUGAUUUAAACAGUUCUUACAUUUCUAACAACUCAAUUAAAUUUCCAACAUAACCAAGAUUAACAUCUUUAGAAAAUGUAAUAUCUCCUGGACCUGGAUGUAAUUUACAAUAUUAAUUUUAGAAUACAAUAUAGACAAGGCAGUCAAGUUAUUAUUAGAGAAAUCUUAACCUUCUUGGGUGAUAGGUACAUCUUAAAGAUCACCAGAAUUAAGGAAAUAAGACUUAUAACCAGGACCUGGAGCAUACCAUUUAAAAAGUCUACUCAAUUUAUCUAAAAAUUUCACAAUUAAAUAGAAAUUGAGUACUAAAGAUUAUAGUUCCAAUUAACCUGGUCCUGGAGCAUAUGAUUAGGAUAUUUCAUCAAUUAAAUCUACUUAUCCAUCCUGUAAGAUUGGUUCAGAAUUGAGAAACUCAUAAAAUCUAAUGGAUAAAUUAGUACCUGGACCUGGAUAAUAUUAUAGAGAGUAAUUAAUUGAUAAAUAUAAUAUAGAAGAUUAUAUAGUCUAAGUUCAUUAUAGAAAUCAGCUCCUUCAUUCAAGAUGCCUUAAGCAUUAAGGAAAGAUAUCAAUGAUUCUGUAACAAUUACUCCUGGACCAGGAUAAUAUUCAUUACCAUAGAAUUAAAAUACAUAGAUGGUCUCUAUGAAGGGAUCAAAUUAUAAUCCAAAUAUAUCAGCAUAUAUUCCAGGACCUGGAUAAUAUAAUCCAGAUGAUUCAGUAUGUAAAUAUAAAGAAGGUUCAGUAAAAAUUGUGCCAGAACACAAAACUAAAUAAUUAUUAACAUAGUAUUAACCAGGACCUGGAUAAUAUUCUGUUAAAUCAUCUCUCGAAGGUCCUUAAUGGGGAUUCUCAAAAGACAUUCGUUAAGGAUUAAUAAAAAAAGAUAUAAUUCCUGGUCCAGGUGCUUAUAAUAUCCCUCCUAAAUUUAAUGAUGUUCCUAAGUAUCUAUUGCCUAAAUAAUUUUGA